Molecule: messenger RNA, 1640 nt
Organism: Ochotona curzoniae (black-lipped pika)
Lineage: Eukaryota; Metazoa; Chordata; Mammalia; Lagomorpha; Ochotonidae
Gene: ASPRV1
Product: aspartic peptidase retroviral like 1
Exons: 1
Coding region: 290-1060 (256 amino acids)
Biological process (GO): proteolysis
Cellular component (GO): membrane
Molecular function (GO): aspartic-type endopeptidase activity
Source: RefSeq, a predicted model, not a curated record
ACAAAGGAGAACGGGGAGCCCUGGGGGCCCAGGCUAGGCAUCAAAAAGGCUGUGCAGAGCGAGCAGACCACACAGUGCCUGCCUCUGUGCCCUGCAGCCAGCCAGCCAGCCAGCCAGCCAGCCAGCCCUCACCCACUGCCUCCUGUGCCUCCCACUUGCCCUCGGCCGGGCAAGCACACACCAGCUGCUGCCAGAAGCCCUGUUCUCCAGCGUGAUUGCUCCCACACUGCUCUGUGGCUUUCUCUACCUGGCGUGGGUCGCGGCUGACGUUCUAGAAGCAAGCAGAGGGAUGGCCGCCAGUGGAGCCAGAAACCAGGUGGGGCGCCAGGGACGCACCUUUGUCCCAGAGCCUUUCGACGGAGCCAAUGUGGCCCCCAGCCUCUGGCUGCACCGCUUGGAGGUCAUCAGCAACCUCAACGGCUGGGACCAGGCCACCAAGCUCAGGUCCCUGAAGGAAUCCCUCAGGGGAGCUGCCCGGGGAGUCUACAGUGGACUGGACCCUCAGGCUCAAGGAGAUUACGGGGUUGUGAGAGAGACCCUUCUGCAGGCCUUCGGGGGCCCAGGGACCACCCGCAGCUCCCAGCCCAAGGAGAUCCUGUUCGCCAACAGCAUGGGUAAGGGCUACUACCUCAAGGGCAAGAUUGGCAAGGUGCCCGUGAGGUUCCUGGUGGAUUCCGGGGCCCAAGUGUCCGUGGUCCACCCCAGCCUCUGGGAAGAAGUCACUGACGGCGAUCUGGACACUCUGAGGCCCUUUGAGAACGUGGUGAAGGUGGCCAAUGGGGCUGAGAUGAAGAUCCUGGGCGUGUGGGACACGGUGGUGUCCCUGGGCAAGCUGAAGCUAAAGGCUGAGUUCCUGGUGGCCAAUGCCAGCGCUGAAGAAGCCAUCAUUGGCACUGACGUACUGCAGGACCACAACGCCGUCCUGGACUUCGAGCAUCGCACCUGUACCCUGAAGGGCAAGAAGUUCCGCCUGCUUCCUGUCGGGGGCUCUCUGGAGGAUGAGUUCGACCUGGAGCUCAUCGAGGAGGAGCCCUCGGCAGAGCAGGAGCUGUCCUACUGAGAACCCUUGUCCCCAGCCCUGUCUCCACCCCAGCACCACCAGGGAGACCUGCCAUGCUGUGUGGCGGGGUGGGGAGUGGGGCGAGCCCCGUCUUCAGGAGUAUCCCUGCACUUAGCCAGUCCUCUGAGAAUGACUCUCCUCCCUUCCCCUUUUCCCUGUAGGGACCUUCCUCUACUCCUGGGUUGGGGGAGACUUCCAAGGGAUAGGCCAGGGACAGGGGGAGCUGUGGCUUACACAGGGAAAGAAGGUCUCCAUGCUCAGCAAAGAUGCGAAGGCUGGAGAAGCUUCUGGGGGUGGGAGGACUAGGAAUGCUGGGCUUUGAGUGGGAACUGGAGGACCCCUUCGAUUCGUCUGAGGUGCAGCCGGGUAACCUGCCGGCCCAUGGAGCCUGCUCAGCAGGGCUUGGUCUUGGCUGCCAGAUGGUUUGAGCUGGGCCCAGCUGGCAGGUGGCAGGUGCUGAGGGAUGCCUUCCUGGUGACUCUUCCCAUCCGUGCAAUGGUACGUUCCAACCUUCCGUCAUUUGCUUUGAACCCCACUGAGCCCUGUGCCGAUAAUCUGAUUACCUCAAAACUCAAUAAAG